Messenger RNA from Exaiptasia diaphana, 2565 nucleotides. Its product is annotated as prolyl 4-hydroxylase subunit alpha-1. The record is from RefSeq and is a predicted model, not a curated record. Bases 201 to 1799 code for a protein of 532 amino acids. Gene Ontology annotation, molecular function: iron ion binding; protein binding; procollagen-proline 4-dioxygenase activity. Gene Ontology annotation, biological process: peptidyl-proline hydroxylation to 4-hydroxy-L-proline. Lineage: Eukaryota; Metazoa; Cnidaria; Anthozoa; Actiniaria; Aiptasiidae. The transcript is spliced from 12 exons. Gene Ontology annotation, cellular component: endoplasmic reticulum.
UGCGCGCGUGAGGAGGAGACCAGUGCAUCACUCUACAAUAGGAUAUCACAGUUAAAUUAACAUAAAUUAAAAGACACCAGUCAUAAUUAGCAUAAAUUGAUACCAGUAACGUCACCAGUCACUUCAAGCUUUGUCUUUUAACUUUCCCACGUGCAAAAAAUCAAAACAACUUCCCCCUUUUUUAAGUACUUAAAAGAACAAUGUCUCUAAAGAGCGCGUUCUUACUUCUCUCUCUUUCUCUAAUAUCCWUYUUCUCUCUCUCCAAAACAGACGAUGUUUUUACCUCUAUUGAACAGCUCAAAGGUCUGUCGCGCUUGGAGACKUUUUUAACGGGAUUGUUAGAUUCAUAUGUUAAGAAUCACAAACGCGCACCGAAAAUUGUUCAGCAUUUCUCCAAACAAAUGAAGAAUAUCACUAGCGAGAGGAACAGUGUUGGACUUGAUGAGUUUAUCAAUCACCCUUCCAAUGUGUAUCUGUUGGUGAGACGAUUUUUGAAACAUUGGUCAGAGCUGUCGGAUUAUCUAGAACAAGGAAAGAAAAAUGAUCUACAAGCGAUAUUGAAAGAAAAUAAAGAGGUUUUUCCCAAGCCAUCGGACCUUCUCGGCUGCGCGACAGCGCUGCUACGCAUACAGGAAGUGUACCAUCUAUCAGCUAARGAUAUCGCAGAUGGACGUCUUACAAAKGACACYAAAGGGCCAAAAUUAGGCGCAGACGCGUGUUUUGAGCUCGGUUACAUCAUGCAUGGACAGAAGSAUUUUKWWCUUGCUCGUGAUUGGUUGAAAGAGACCCUUGUGCGCAUGAGCCCCGAGUAUGGCUACGUGGGCGCUUUGGAUAGACUGCGAGUACUGGAGUAYCUUGGUUGGGCUGAAUAUCAGCUUGGUAAUCUUGAAGAAUCCAUCAAACUCACAAUAGAAAUUUUGGAAAGAGAUCCAAAGAACAAGAAGGCCGAGAAGGAUCUCAAGUCCUAUAAACAGCAACAACGAUACCGCACAACAUACAAGAACAACAUCCAAGAAACAAUUAAAGCAAAUCAUCGAGAAAGCCUGAAGGAUGACGAUCUUCUUGCAUUUGAGAGACUGUGUCGUGGCGAGAAACUGAACGAGCACCCCAGUGAGUUGCUGAGUUGUUUCUAUAAAACAGACCAUCCAGUCUUAARGCUAAAACCUGCCAAAAUUGAAGUGGUCAGCGUCGAACCAGAUAUCCAAAUACUUCACGAGGCAGUGAAGGACAAGGAAAUACAAGAAAUUAUUAAGAAAGCCAAGCCAAAGCUUCAUAGGGCUUUUGUCACAAAUGUUACUAACGGCGAACAGAUUCACUCUGACUACAGAAUAAGUCGAAGCUCAUGGCUAAAAGAGAACGARUCCAAAGUAUUAAAAACUUUAAAUACAAGACUGGAUGCUUUAACUGGACUGUUUGUUGGUGACGAUCACUCGGAAUUCUUACAAGUGGUUAACUAUGGUGUUGGAGGUCAUUAUGAACCACACCACGACUACCUCUCAAUCUUCACGAAUCCUUCACUUGACGAGGGUCAAGGUGAUCGCAUGGCMACAGUAUUAUUUUAUCUAAGUGACGUCACAGCAGGGGGAGCAACGGURUUUCUAGACCCCGAAGUUGUCGUCRAACCUAAAAAGGGCGAUGCAAUAUUCUGGUACAACCUAAUGAGGAAUGGACAGCCAGAUACAAGAACGUCCCACGGCGCAUGUCCAGUUAUUGUUGGAUCAAAAUGGGUUGCUAAUAAAUGGAUACUAGAAAGAGGACAAGACGUGAGAAAACCGUGUACACUCAACGAGGACGAAUAAAGCCACAGACUUCAAACAAUGUCAUAUCAAAGACCUGGACAACUUCACAAGGACGUAACACGACUGGAAGGAAGUCARACUUGACAAGAGAUGUGCAGGGACGCCAUUUUGUGCGGUAAAGCAUAAAGGGUGGUGUAGUCCUUACGUUUAUAUAUUUUUUUAAAACAGUCACUGAAACGACAGUGUAGGAAUGGCAAAAAUUUUCGCAUCUUCGAAAAUAAACACGGAAACAGAUUUCAGAUUUUGUGGAGUGCUUCAACGGGUAUUAGAAACGUGAGGGCCGUUUUUAAGGCCAUGCAUUGCUGGAUAAAAUUGCGUCGUUCCGUGUAUUUUUAGGUCCUUUAAGAUGGGCAUUUUUGUUUUUCAUUUUCAAAGGAUUUCUUAUUAGGAUUCAUACCAUCAACAAAGUCGCCCAUCUAAAGCGGAGAACAGAGAUCAGAAGCUUUUCAGUAAACAUCUUCCUACAAUAGAGACAUAAUUAAUUCAAAAUGGCGGCCGACUGAACAAUAUUGUCUUUUGAUAAGAAAAAUCUUAUUAAUAAAAGCAAAGACACAAAAAUAGCAACUUAAUAAUAUUUAUUACCAGUACUUGAUUGCUUUAUAUUAGAAAUGAGUUGAAAAAUUCUCUUCAAGCUGAUGAACUCGUAGGCCUGAUWACUACAUACGGGACUUUAGAAAACGAUAAAAAUAUGAUUGACCAAGAGGGUCUGGAAACUACUUUCUUUUGAUGAAAUUGGGAUAAUAAAUUAAUUUAUAAUUUGAUCAAA